UGUGUGUGUUUCACGGGCGCCCGCUGACCGACGGCUGACUUGCAGCUAGGAGCAGCAGUGAGUGAAGUGGAGUAAAAAAACGCUAAAAGUGCAUAUGGCGACAUACUUUUGUUCUGAAAUUCGUUGUGUCUCUUCGACUAAAUAGCACCAAUUCUACGCGAAAAAAGUGUCGGAUCCUACUGGAAGUGAUUCGCGAUUGGAGGAACCGCAACCGCGUCUUGCUUGCUGCAGAUAAAAAUUUGGUAGAAUGGAGAGUCCCUGUGAAUCGGAAAGUUCUCUAGACGGAGGAAGCAUGCUGCCACCGAGCCCGGUGUCUCGAGAGCAAUUGCAAAAACGUAAUGAGAGUUUGACUCAACAGAACAGGGUGCUAAAAGUAGAGUUGGAGACGUACAAAAUUCGAGUGAAAGUGCUACAGGAGGAGAACAAGAGUUUAAGGCAGGCAUCUGUUAUCAUUCAAGCGAAAGCAGAGCAAGAAGAGGAAUAUAUUUCUAAUACAUUGUUGAAAAAGAUUCAAGCCUUGAAGAAAGAGAAAGAGACACUUGCCCACCACUAUGAGCGGGAGGAGGAAUGCCUGACAAACGAUUUGUCCCGUAAAUUGGACCAGCUCCGCCAAGAAAAAUGUAAACUUGAACAAACGCUUGAACAGGAGCAAGAAUGUUUAGUUAAUAAAUUGAUGCGUAAAAUUGAAAAAUUAGAAGCCGAAACGCUUGCAAAGCAAUCUAAUCUCGAGCAAUUACGCCGCGAAAUGGUUGAACUAGAAAACACUCUUGAACAGGAGCAAGAAGCUCUUGUCAAUAAACUCUGGAAACGAAUGGAUAAGCUUGAAGCUGAGAAACGAUCUCUUCAAAUUAAACUUGAUCAGCCAAUAUCUGAUCCAACAACUCCGAAAGACAUUAACAAUGCGAAUGGUGAUACUGCCAGUAAUUUAAGUGCUCAUAUUCAAACUUUACGUUCUGAAGUUUUACGUCUUCGAACUAAUUUGGCCGCCGCCCAGAAAGAGACAAACGAGAAAAUGCAACAAUUCGCGCAGGAGGAGAAAUGUAUCCGCGAGGAAAAUUUACGAUUGCAAAGGAAAUUGCAGUUGGAGGUGGAACGUCGCGAAGCAUUGUGCCGACAUUUAUCUGAAUCUGAAUCAUCUUUGGAAAUGGAAGAGGAGCGAUUCUAUAAUGAGAAUCUACUAAGCGGUAUCGGACAUAGGCAACGCACAAUUAGCAGCCCAAUACCUCAUAGUCCAUCGAAUAGUCGCCCAUUGAGUCCUGGAGCGGCCGUUAAUGCGCAGUCUAAUCGGUGUUAUGCAUGCGGGCAAAUAUUGGGACGACGCACAAGUGAACGUUUCAUAAAACCGGCAAUUCCAACGCCACUCGGACUGAAUACAUCAGCUCCAAAUGUACUUUCGAAUCAAUUUAUCGGUGCUGGAAUUCAAACUGUAAGUAGUGGUAGCGGUAGUGGUGGGGCCGGUGUUGAACGAAUUAGUCUUAGUGGUGCUACAAGUAAUUCAAGCAUAAUAUCAUCAUCAAAUCCGUUGAACUCUAGCUUAAACAAUUCGUCCAGUAGUUCCAGUAGCAAUAUCGUCAAUAGUAAUUUAGUUUCGACACCGACAAAUAAUCCGCCGAAUGCAUUCGCCCAGCCGGCAAGUCCAAUGGAUACUUCAGUCUAUAAGGAAUAAUUCAUAUUUAUUCACUAUAGAUUGCUAUUUAUUGCUAAUAUAUAAAUAUAUUCAAGAAUUAUAAUAAUUAUUAAUGUCGCAGCGACGAUAUCUUCUCUCCUCGAAGUAUAAUAGUAAUAAUAUGGAAGAAAAUAUAUAAAAUCUAAACGCAGGGAAAUAAUCUAUUAUUAUCCAUUAUAUUGAUUGAUACGAUUUUUAUUGUUUUAUUUACACUCUUCAUAUGCCUUCUGUUUUCUGUUUGUUUUCAUUUUGUCGUAAUCUAGAUUUAUUUUUUUAUGCUUAUCAUAAUCGUUUAUCUUAUUACAUAUUUGAAUAACACGAACAUCAUACAUUUCACAUAAGCCGCAGGCAUACAUUUUGAAAAAAAGCUGAAAGAAAGAGUAUUAUCACUACCUAAACCACUAAUAUAUAGUGGAAAGCCUUAGGAUAUACACAUACCUUCGCUUUUAUACAUACUAUGUUAAAUGGAAGAUAUAAGACGAAGUAAAGUAAUCUCUCUGAUUAAAUAUUGCAUUGGAUUUAAUUUAUAAUUAGACGAUGGCGAUUUACUGAUGAGAUGAGAGCUGCAGUGUACAUUAUUUGUCCAAUUAUUUUUUGCUGUUUUCUUGUGCCGUUCAGAUCCGAUUUUAUCAAAUAAGAAAUAAGGGAUGCAAAGCGUGUCAUUCGGUGCAUUUGAAUUAUGAUGACUUGGGAUGUGCUUACAAUUGACCCGUGGUAACUCGCCGGAACUUUCUAAUCUGUACAUUGAAUUGAGGUGAAAAAGAAGAGAAACAAAUUUUUUAGUAAAGUUGGUGUGGGAGAAUUUUUCAUUUUUGACAUUUUCGCGGAAAAUGAAUUUGCAAAUGAGUCUUUAUUUCAUCUGACCGAAAUGAAGAGGAGGGAAAAUACAAAAUAUUGUUUUUUAUUUUCCCAUAUCGAAUCCGUUCGUUUUUGCAUGCAUUAAUAUUACGACCUCUCACGAGGUGGAAUUCUCCUAUAAAGGUAUAGCUUAUGGCAUGUCCCUUUUUGCUUGGGUACAAUACAUACAAUUAGUCGUCGCUUAUUAUAUACUUAGAAGUGAACAAAACAAGGUAACAAUUAAUUGACGUUUCGCAAUAUGACUAUUCUCGUCUUCCUUUGCAAGUAAUUUGUAGAGCAGAUUUUUCUAUCACAUUUGCUCCAAUUUUCGCAGUGAAAAACGGUAUUUUAAUACUGCUUAACUUCUCAUUCGAUACUACUUGUUACAAUCACAAUGAUGUUCAACUUUUUUUCUUCUGUUCGCCACUAUUUAUAGUAUCUCUACAACAAAAUCACAACACUUUUGUGCUUCCAACAUUCAACAAACUUUCUGAGUGGAUUUUGCUCCUCAGUUCUUUAGACAUUUUAAUUGAAAGUGUCCCAAAUCGAAGCUUGCCUAUAUAUUUUUUUAAGAUAAAUGUCCUCUUUUCAGCGUGAAGUGUUUCCAACGAUUAAUUAAUUGAAGUAAUAAAAACUUGUUGUUUCUUUUUCGUUGGUGUGGGUAUUUAUUCUUGCAAAUACCGAUAUUUUGGGAACCACUUGUUCCCUUCAUCAAGUUCCCGAAAUAUCGGUAUUUGCAAGAAUAAAUAACAACAAGUUUUUAUUACUUCAAUCAGUCCUCUUUUCGUCAAACAUGCGAUGUUGAUUAAAAGAUUUAAAUCAACAAAUUCUAUCUGUCCUUUUGUAAUUGGAUGUGCUUUUUACUUUUUCAGCAAAACAAGACAUUCUGGUACGCAGGAGUAAAUGGUUGCUUUCCCUAAGCCCUGACUCAAACUUCUUUAGCUCUUCUAUAUUAAAGGCAAUAUAAUGUAUGUGUCCCUUCCAUUUAAAUGUUUUAGCUCAUCAAUCCAUUCAUAACAAAGCAUUCAUGCUAAGUCUCUUCGCAGAUUAUCAAAUGUGAUGGCGUUACUUUUUUAAAAAAAUUAGAGACUGCGAAAAAAUUUUCAAAUUUGUCACUGAGCGAAAUACUUCACGCUUUCUGUCAACAUGAAACCACAUACUGCACAUAGUGGUCAUUUGAUCAAGCGCUCUUCAAGACGGAAGACUAAUUCUGACGGGAAAGGAAACUAUUAUUUUCUCUCUCUUUUUCGGAAAUUUUAUUCACCACAACUUCAAUAAUUAGUUUGCAUAUAAUAAUAAUAAUCGUUGGCACAACAAUCCAUAUUGGAUCAGGGCCUUGAAGUGUGUUAGAGCACUUCAUUCAAGACCGUAACGGUACACUACAGUAGACUGUAGGAAGCAAUGUGGUCAGCAUUGCGCUUGACCCCCGACCUUCAGUACGACAGCCUUGUGCUCUAACCACUCAGCUAUCCGGACACUAGUUAGUUUGCAUGGUUGACUGAAUACCACGGCAUGAAUAAAUAGAUUAGUAAAGGCUGAAUUGUUGUAGAUUGAAUAUAAAGGAAGAUCAACACUGGUCAGAAUAAAGAAACUAGUAAAAUUUCAAAUUAAAGAUUGUUCGGGAGAGAAGGUUUCAAAUUAUAGAGCGCUAGCGGGUAAAGCCCUCGACAUCAAUUCAGAUUAACGAAGGACUAGAAUACAUGAAAUAGUAUAAAUUUAUUUAGAAUGAUAACAAAGGCCGAGCAGGGCCGAGAGAGAGCUUAUCACACCAGACGCUGAUAAAAUGUACUCACAAUUUUUGUUCCAUAUUCUCUAGCCACUUCUCAAUUUUCCAGUUCCAACUUUAUCGUAUAAUUUUUAGCUGAACACAUGAGAGUUCUCUUCUUGGACUGCACUUAUUAAUACUUCCGUCUCUAUAUUCGAGCACAUUUUAUAGAAAAGAUAUAAAAGAGUGAAGACGGUACUGCGUAAGGUACUGCCUCCGCAAACCUAAGGAAAGAAGCAAAAACAAUUUGGUUAGUUCUAUUUCGUGUAAAAACAGCACAACAAUGGAAGCAUACAGUUUAGAGGAAGGUUGCUUCCAAUAAAUCCGUUGAUCGUAAAUUUUCUUCUAUAAAGUUGUGAAAUACGAAGCAAUUUGUUUUGGAUUUUGCUUAUGACCUACUUUAGUUAUUUCGUAAUUAUUUAGAAAAGUGGCGUACUCUUCGAUCUUAACAGUUUUCGCAUAUGUCAUGUAGGUUAUCGAUUGUGAGGCGAUAGAGCCAUUCAAAGUUUGAUGAGCAUUUAUAUUUAACUUAGCGAUAUCAAGAAGAAAACUAAAGGGUAUGAGAAAUUUCAAAAGCUUGCAUCUGGACGUUGAGUAUUCGGUGUAAUUUAAGUGAUGUUUAUUGAAUCAAUAUCCUAUUGAUGUCGAUGAUUUCGCUUUAACUCCCUAUCUCCACAUGCGUAUAUUAUGGCCACUUCUCAUUUCAUUCAUGAAAGGUGGAACUAAACAGAAUCGAGAAUCGUGGUAAAGUGCCCCUCCCAACUUUUGAGCUACGCAUUCUUCACGGGGGCCAUCAAAAGACUUACGAUUACCUUUAAGUUCUUUCGUGACGCGAUACACAAUUUGCUUUUAUCAUGACACGCUACAUUUCUCGGACUUUGUGACCAAAAAUUGAGCUUCAGUUGUGAUGACAACUUUAAACAUCAGCUCCUAAACGUUUUCGAUUGGGUUUAUAUAAGGACUAUUACCUGGCCAAUCCAGCGAAGGAACAUUUUGUCCUUGCAAAUGAGUUCGCACAAUUUAAUCAGACCAAUCUUAAGAUGCUUCUUAAAUGACAAUUUGUUAAUGCAGUUAUUGGUACCACAGACACCGACACACCAAUCCAUGUAAAGAAUGUACAUAAUGCAGUUUACAAGUUAAUCCCUACCAUCCUUUCAUUCAUGCUUUUUUGUUUUAUUUGGUUUCUUCGACUUACCAUUCAUGAGCGGAUUUAAAUUUUCCGGUCCAUCCAUAUUGGCUGAAGCACAUGGAACGAUCGAGGAGACAUUCAUGAAAGAGGCCCGUUUCGUUGGCAUUCAAUGUGGUUUUUAGGCGCAUAAGAUUAAAUUACUUUUCCGAAUGCAUCCUUAUACUCAGAACAAACGUUAUUUGAAACACGUGACCUUACAUUUUCCCCACUAAGCUUUUUAAAUUUAAUGUUGGAUAUUUCUCUGUAUGUAUCAAACCAUCCAUCACUUGCAUGAAUUAUGAAUUAUAACAUUCGAAAUCCUUAUUUGCGCGAAGGAAUUUCUCUUCAAGUUGUGGGUGAUCACCAGUCUUGAAGCGAUUAACAUUGCUGUCUCAUAUCUGGAAAGUUAUUUCGAUAUGAUUGUGAAAUGAGGGUCGUUGAAAUGCUUGGAUACGUCAAUUUGCUUAUAUACAGUGGCCAUGGCGUUUACGUUUAUUAUUUCUGUUUAAGGGGGUCGUGUGGUACCGUGGUGUCUAUUUUUGAGAAUUUUUAGAAUGAUUUAUUUAUGCGUUAUAUCCUUGUAACACAAAAAAGUAUACAUAUUGAAUUAUACAAAAACAAAUUUAUUUUUUGCAUCCUCGAAAAACAAUCAAAAUGGAAAUUGAAGUAUAAGGUUACCUGCUACAGCCACCCAGCUUCAAGAAUUUUGAAUGGAAAAAGAUAAAAUUGCGUCAUUUUGAGUUAUGCCGUUAAAUAUUAACGAAAAUCAUAAUUCUAAUACGAGCUAUAAUUAUACAUGUGUACAACAAUCCCUCAAAAUUUGAGACAAAUUGGUCGUAUUGAUACUUCGCAGUCAUGUCAACCGGUCUAGAAACUGUAUUUUCGGGAAGAGUGUAUUUAGAAAAAUGUGUUUAGAAGUAGCGUCAUACACACGUUUGCUGAGCUCACUUAUCGGGAUUUUCUCUGGGGACCGUGAAAUUUGUACGAAUAAGUAGAACACGAAACAUUAGGACUCCACCAUAAUGGGAUCCCCAAUUUAUAACUGUUUACCCUCCUCCCUAAGUUUGCCAUUUCAUGUCAAAAGGAACUUGUUUCAAAAUUAUUCAUGAAACUGUGAGCAUGUGAUUCCAGUCGCCCCUUUACAUUGAAAUUUUCAAAAUAAAACUGUUCAGAAAUGCAACUACUCGUACCAAAAAUAAAAUCGUUCAUCAAUUAUAUAGUCAAAAAUGGAAAGAAAAUGCAAAGCGGAGUGAUUACUUGAAGAAGGAUUGGAUGCUAAUUUCAUUUCAGCUAACUCAACGUUUCAGUUCAGAAUCAUAGUGUUACUGUUCUUCUCAUCCACACCAUUUCUCAUUUAGCAUAUCCACAUUUACGUAAUUGGUAAGCGCUGUUACAUCACUCUAAUCCUUGCUUCCUUUCUUUUAUUACUGGUAAGACUGAUUUAAUAUGAAAACUUUUCGAAUUUUCAUAAUUUUGUUUUCCUUUUUCACAUCCAUCAAAUAAGAUUUUGUUAGGUUUAUGUUGGCUUGAAAAUUGGAAAGAAAUAUUUUUUUGAACUGAGAUAAUGCUACAAAUUAAAAUAAUGAAAAUAUGUUUUAAGCUAACACUGCAUACAAAAUAAAAUUCUAACUUCUACAAUGAAGGGAAAAAUGUGUAGCGAAUGUAGAUUGGCGAGAAAAUUUUGUGAAUGGAAAUAUGUAGGAUAGCGUGUGGUCAAAUUAAAUGAAACCAUUUUCGAAAUUAUGUAAACCAAA
This is a messenger RNA of Hermetia illucens (black soldier fly), 7190 nucleotides long. Its product is annotated as coiled-coil domain-containing protein 6. The record is from RefSeq and is a predicted model, not a curated record. Lineage: Eukaryota; Metazoa; Arthropoda; Insecta; Diptera; Stratiomyidae. The transcript is spliced from 6 exons. Bases 248 to 1666 code for a protein of 472 amino acids.